This is a messenger RNA of Dermochelys coriacea (leatherback sea turtle), 8265 nucleotides long. It is a transcript of the gene QRICH1, whose product is annotated as glutamine rich 1. NCBI's taxonomy places the organism in Eukaryota, Metazoa, Chordata, Testudines, Dermochelyidae. The record is from RefSeq and is a predicted model, not a curated record. The transcript has 11 exons. Bases 513 to 2828 code for a protein of 771 amino acids.
UCUCUUAAAAAAGUUUUGCUGUUUUGCACAGAACCUUAAUAUAUUUUGUAAAGUGGAUGAGUGGUUCAGUAAAGUACUAAUUAAGUCUGUUUACAGUUGUGUUAGCUGCAGCAAGAGAAGUAGAUAUUUCAUAUAACUAAAUUAAGAAGGUUUAAAAAAAUCUUGAGGUGUAACCCACCAUUUAACAGAUGCGUAUGGAGUUUAGCCUUCUCUUCAUUUAACAAAGUGACUUCUUUUUUUUAAAAGUUUUUAUCUUCUCAGAGAGCCUUUAUUGGACUACUAGUCCCUAGCUCUGCCUAGUUACUCUGUUCUACCUUGAACGCUUGUGAGGAGAAAGGAGCAAGAAAAGGCCUCUGGACCUUAUGGCAGUAUUUUUUUCCCCACUGCCUUGUUCUAAGUUUCAGUAACUCCAGUGUCCAUUAAAAGUUAUAAUGUUACAAGUCUAAGAGCUCAGGACAAGUGCAGCAGAAAUACCUGCAACAUGGUGACUGGAAUCCUAAGGACCUUGCAAUAUGAAUAAUUCUCUGGAGAACACCAUUUCCUUUGAAGAAUACAUCCGUGUGAAAGCACGAACAAUCCCUCAGCACAGGAUGAAGGAGUUUCUUGACUCUCUUGCUUCCAAGGGGCCUGAAGCUCUCCAGGAGUUCCAGCAGACAGCCACCACCACCAUGGUAUAUCAACAAGGUGGAAACUGCAUUUACACGGACAGCACAGAGGUGGCCGGAUCUUUGCUUGAGCUUGCGUGUCCCGUUACAACCAGUGUCCAGCAACAAACGCAGCAAGAGCAACAGAUACAGGUUCAGCAGCCACAGCAGGUCCAGGUACAAGUCCAGGUCCAGCAGUCCCCGCAACAGGUCUCUGCCCAGCAGCUCUCUCCCCAGCUCACUGUCCACCAAGCCUCAGAGCAGCCAAUACAGGUCCAAGUUCAGAUCCAAGGCCAGGCACAGCAGCAGGCAUCCCAGACAAUACAGGGUCAGUCUCUUCAGAGCCCGAGCCCAUCUCAGCUGCAAGCAGCUCAAAUCCAGGUGCAGCAUGUACAGACUGCCCAGCAGAUCCAGGCCACUGAGAUCCAGGAGGAACACAUACAGCACCAGCAGAUCCAGGCCCAGCUUGUGUCUGGACAGGCCAUUGCUGGUAGCCAACAGAUCCAGAUCCAGACAGUUGGGGCACUGUCCCCUCCACCUUCUCAGCAGGGCUCACCACGGGAAGGUGAACGGCGGAUCAGCACCGCUAGUGUCCUUCAGCCAGUGAAGAAGCGUAAAGUAGAUAUGCCUAUUACUGUGUCAUAUGCUAUUUCAGGGCAGCCAGUUGCCACAGUGUUGGCCAUUCCUCAAGGCCAGCAGCAGAGUUAUGUAUCUUUAAGGCCGGACUUAUUAACAGUGGACAGUGCUCACCUAUACAGUGCCACUGGGACCAUUACUAGCCCCACUGGAGAGACUUGGACCAUCCCUGUUUACUCAGCUCAGCCACGUGGUGACCUUCAGCAGCAAAAUAUAACCCACAUCGCCAUCCCCCAGGAGGCCUACAAUGCUGUCCACGUCAGUGGCUCGCCAACAACACUGGCUGCUGUGAAGCUGGAGGAUGACAAGGAUAAGAUGGUGGGAGGUGCAUCUGUAGUGAAAAACUCACAGGAGGAAGUGGUGCAAACUAUCGCUAACUCGCUCUUUCCAGCACAGUUCAUGAAUGGCAACAUCCACAUUCCAGUGGCAGUGCAGGCUGUGGCAGGGACAUACCAGAAUACAGCUCAGACGGUGCACAUAUGGGACCCGCAGCAGCAACAGCAGCCCACAGCCCAAGAGCAGGGGCAGCAGCAGCAGCUCCAAGUGGCUUGUUCUGCUCAAACUGUUCAGGUAGCUGAAGUGGAGCCACAGCCACAGCCUCAGCCUUCUCCUGAACUCUUGCUUCCGAACUCUCUGAAGCCAGAAGAAGGGCUCGAAGUGUGGAAAAGCUGGGCACAGACCAAGAAUGCAGAGCUGGAAAAGGAGUCUCAGAACAGGCUAGCCCCUAUUGGCAGACGCCAGCUGCUGAGAUUCCAGGAAGAUCUCAUCUCCUCUGCUGUGGCUGAGUUGAAUUAUGGGCUAUGCUUGAUGACACGAGAAGCUCGCAAUGGUGAAGGCGAACCAUACGAUCCAGAUGUACUCUACUAUAUCUUCCUGUGUAUUCAGAAGUAUCUCUUUGAAAACGGACGAGUAGAUGACAUUUUCUCAGAUCUCUAUUAUAUACGGUUUACUGAGUGGUUACAUGAAGUUCUCAAGGAUGUACAGCCCCGGGUCACCCCUCUUGGUUAUGUCCUCCCCAGCCAUGUAACAGAAGAGAUGUUGUGGGAGUGCAAGCAACUGGGAGCUCACUCCCCUUCCACCUUACUCACUACGCUGAUGUUUUUUAACACAAAGUACUUCCUGUUGAAAACAGUAGACCAGCACAUGAAGUUGGCCUUCUCCAAGGUCUUGAGGCAGACCAAGAAGAACCCUUCCAAUCCCAAGGAUAAGAGCACGAGUAUCCGGUAUCUGAAGGCACUUGGUAUACACCAGACAGGCCAGAAAGUUACAGAUGACAUGUAUGCAGAGCAGACUGAGAAUCCAGAGAACCCCCUGCGGUGCCCCAUAAAGCUCUAUGACUUCUACCUCUUCAAAUGCCCCCAGAGUGUGAAAGGCCGGAAUGAUACAUUUUACUUAACUCCGGAGCCGGUGGUAGCCCCUAACAGCCCGAUCUGGUAUUCCAUCCAGCCAAUCAGCAGAGAGCAGAUGGAGCAGAUGCUCGCUCGGAUCCUGGUGAUACGAGAGAUUCAGGAAGCUAUUGCUGUAGCUAAUGCCAGCACCAUGCACUAAGGCAUCCUUCCCAGCUCAGAAGGGGGUGGGGUGGGGCAGUGCGGUGGGGGGGAUGAUGAGCAACGAUAAAUUGUACAGACUUUUACACUAAAGGAGAUGCCUACGUUUUGUUUUUUAUUGGUGUAGUUAUGAAGCCCUUUUAGGCUUCUUCUGUUUAAAAGGAAAACCUACCAAUGUGUAUCCUACCAAACACACUGAGCUGUUAGAACCAUUGGAGGCUGCAUUUCUCUGCCAGCUCAGAGCUGUUGAAACUGCUGGUUGACUUUGGUUUUUUAUGAUGUAGAAAACAGAACAUGAGCUAUGGGAUUGGCCUGGAUGGCUGGGGCCUCUGACGCCUCCUCAGAGUAUGUGCAGCCUGGAGAGUGCAGAAUGAUGGAUGGACCUGCUCAGCCAGCCAAGGAGAGGCAGGUGUCUCUCCUUUGUGCUCAGACAUUAAUUUGCUGUUGUCCUGGAAGGAGGAGGAGAGAGUGAACUGCAAUUAUGAUUUCUAAAAAACAAUUUCUAUUCAGACCUUUAAGUGACAUUUUUAGAUGUUAAAAGUAAAAAAAAAACAAAACAAAAAAAACAAAACAAAAAAAAAACUUUACCACACUUCUUUUUUUGGCCUGACAUUGAGGCCUUAAACUUGAGGCUCCUGUGCCUGAUGGAGUUCUUGUACCAUACACUUGUGUAUCAUAUAAAGAUACCACCCUGUUUCUCUUAUGUAUUCUUACUCUAGUUGUUUAUUAAGAAUGACGAGCACGUCUUUUCAACAUGCCAUUGAACAGUGUGUCUUUAUUUGGGGAAGAGCGCAAGAGCUGCAAGAGGGAGCAUUUUAAAAAGAUCAGUGUAAUUGGAUUGUUCUCAUCUCCCCCACAUAUGCUUUUCAGUGUGAUUUCCCCUGGACCCUUUUUCUCUUUCCCACAACUCCAAACUUUGAAGGUCUGAAGGAAUUCACUCCUGUUAGGGUGUCCACGUCCUCCUUUAGUGUUGCACAUUGUGUCAGCCUUUUUCUUCAGUGUAAUAACUCACUGUUGAGAGAAACCAGUUUGCUGAUAGAACUUCAAGUGUCCAGCUAGGAAUGUGGGAUUUGCUAUUGCACCAAAUCAGCUUAUUGGUCCAUCCAGACCAGUGUCCUGUCUGCAGCAGAGGCCAGUAUGUGGGGCUUCAGGCACAGGCAACACCUCCCCCAGCCCCAAAACACCUGACCGGUGGCUAGAGGUUGGGGGCAAAAAUGCUUUUCAGGCUGUACGGAUGGCUGGCUCGCAUAUCUGUAUCGUAGUUGUAUAGUUUCAAGAGUUGUCAGGGGUCAUAAUUCUUUUUUAAAUCAGACCCAUGGUGCCUGCCUCACUGCAUCUUCAAUGGCUGCUGUAUUUUGACAUCACGUUUCUGGUGGCUUCCAAAGAGAAUAGAUUGUCCGCUGUGCUUGAAAUCAGAGCUCACUCUAGUGAGGCUUGAGGUUAUUGAGCUACCAGCUUCUUGGACAUGAAGAGGUGAUGCUGCUUGAAUCUGCCUUCCCCUCUUCUUCCUCUGUUGCAGUCCUGUAAAUGGAAGCUCCUCCAUUACUGUACAAGAGAGUCUUAAGGCUUCCAUUUGUCGCCUCCCUGUUUACAUUUGCAAGUAAGGUGUGUCAUCCCUCUGAUCUGUACUUGUGCACCAAGGAUAGAAUAUACCCCUAAAUCAGGACUGUCCAUAAUGUUACCGGCCCGUGUGCCCUCCUGUUUGAUGUGGAGGUAUGCCUGGUGAUGACUUCCGGUCCUAGCUUGUGAUACUUGAGCUUGAUGGAAGGCUCCUUGCAUCAAACGGUCAGAAUGCAGAUAUGCCUGAGAAUAUGAAAAUGAGGAGGGAUUUGCUCCUGAAGAGAACUUUUUAAAAGCAUAAUUUGGUAAGAAAUGUUUGGGUAACUGCUGCAGGAAGUCGUGCAUCCCCUGUGCAGUGGGUUUGAUGCUCCCUCUGUUCCUUACUGACAUCAACACCCAGAGAGGUGAUCUAAGGAAAGUCCACUGAGUUAGCUCAAUGACUGCCUAGUUGGUGGUGGUAUCUGGCUGAAACUCUAGUCCCUCUAGAGCAGGAAAAGAGAAUGGGGAUAGGUGGAGUGUAAAGCUGCCAUCAUACCCUCAGCUAAGUGCAGCAAUUGGGAGUAUCAGCAGCACUUUCCCUCUGGCAGGGAGGUGUCAGUGUUGGUGACACUUCUUGGUUUGGCUACUAUCAGAUGCUAUAACCCUGUCACUGUGUUCCAAUGACUGCAGUAUUCUCCAGGCUCCAGUUUGAUUAUUCAAGGACAUAGUUAUGGGCUAGGUAGCCAUUGCUCUGUUCAAGGGAGUAGCGAUGUGCACGUUGUGCUAAGGGUGUCUGGGCCUGCAUGGAGCUGAUCACUUGGGUAAACAGCUGUCCUGAAUGUUGGAUUUGAGAGGGGAGCAUCCUGCCUUCCGCACAGAAAGCAAGUGACCCUGAGGAAUAAGUAUGUGUAGGCUAAACAGCCAUACUCAAGUCACUGUGCCCUGGAAUGCUGCAUAGGAAACUAAAUCCAGCCUUCCCAGAGGUCGGAGUGUGCCCAUCUGCUGUUAGUUAAAUCUGAGAGCAAUAUGAAAAUGGAAGCUGACUGGCUAUUCUUUCCUCCGCCAAGUACUAAGUUGAUGAAGUUUGAUAUAUGGCUUCACAUAACAUUUUUGUGUAAGUAUAAACUUGUCAGAGCUUGAAACAAUUUGGCAGACAGAUGAGACCCAGCAAUGGAGUAACAAGGGAUGUUGCAGGUUAGGACUGAGUUGAGGUACACUGGCAGAACUAUGUGGUCAAGCUGUAUGCCAUGUUGCUUAAAAUUAUACUUGAUUCUAAUGUAUUUAUUACUGUUCACUUGCUACUGUAAAGAGCAAAUGAAUCAAAAAAUGUACCUGAUGAAGAGUCAAGUAAUUCUUUAGGAUCUCCACUCAGCCUGGAGAAGCACAACUCACUGUAAUGGUAUCGGGAGUUUAGUAGGAACAGAUGGCCACAUAAACCCCUAAAUCUUUAUUGGGUUUGCCUGAGCAAACGGUCUGAGGAUUUUCCAUCCCUGUCCUCUCUUUUUGAUUUUCUCCUGUGUAUGGAAGAUGAAGGUAUUGACUUGAAGAUGUAUAGUGUUCUCUACUGUCUGGUAUCAAAAUGUCUUAUACCAGUUUCAUUUCUUAGGAGACUGUCCAAUAUACUGUGCUUUCAGAUGACUCCACAGAACUUGUUUCUAGUCUGCACAGAACUUGUUUCUAGUCUGCAUAGCUCUAUGAAACCAGCUUAACAUGUCUACAGUAUUUCUGGAGUUUAAACUCUGUACCCUCUGAUAGUGAAGAGUGAUCCAAACUUUCCUUUCUAGAAAGGUCACCCUAAAGCCUUAUUUUUAAGGACUCCUGGAAGGAACUCCACUCAGAUUAGGCAACAGUGCUCUAUUGGCCUAGGAUCUUACCGAAAUCAUUGGCAAAUCUGCUCCUAGUUAAAUGAUGUAAAAUAGCUCUUUUUAGCAUGGUUUUCUGUAUCCAGUUUGUUUCCACUCUCUCUGUUUGAGUUUCAGUGAUGGACAUUCCACCUAACACCUCUUGAGUACCAAACAUCUUGCUGUUGUACAUAUUUAACCCAGAAUUCACUCCCUUCCUUUGCCUUGUAUGUGCAACUGAUACAGGGUUAGCCUUGUCUGUUGUAUCUCAGCUUGGUUAGUUAUUUAGUCUGAGGCCCCCCCUACAUUUUUUUUAAUUGUUCUGUGCCCAUCUUGUCUCCACAGAAAGUGUAGCAAGAUUCAACGUGGCUGCUUUGUGAAGCUUCUUGUGUUCUGACCUCCAUGUAUUGUCCUAUCUCUCAUGAAAUUGCAAUAUAACUGCUCUCCUACAGGAAACUUAGUCUGUUACACAGACUAGGUGUCCACUGUGCCAUCAUAUCCUUAUUUCCUUUUUUUGGAGGUGAUGGUCACUACUGUAAAAUUGGAAUGACCAAAGUGGUGGAGACAGCCUGUGGCAAACAAUCAUCCCCUGGCCCCUUGCUGCAGGGGGAGGGAAGAAGAGGACAAUCUAAGUGUAACUUAAUAUAGUUCUUUUUUUUUUUUUUAAUUUCUUGAUUCCUAGACUCUUGUGUUUCUCGGAGGAGGUAGUCUCCUGUAUAUCUGAAGCUGUUUCCCAAGCAUGCUGCUUUUGACCUGAUUAGUUGUGUGAGCUAAAACAUCCAUUUUAGGAUCCAGAACCUGAAAGUGACCCUAAACAGGAGUCCUCCUUUGCACCAAUCCUCACAGGGUGGAAAUGAGAGGGAUUGCUCUGACCUAGGAGAGAACAAGUCCAUUUGCCUUGGUCAAUGUGGAAUUGAGCAAAAGCUGUGUCCACCAUCCCAAGUUCUCUGUCGCUAAAUAAAAGAAAGGUGACAGUGCCUGAGAAGAGCCCUUUCCUGUCUGUGUGGGUUUUCCUGUGAACGUUCUCACUACCCUUCUGUUUGCUGGACUGUCUUAGGGGUUGCAUGAUGGCUGCAUACUAGGUGUAACCUGUUGAAUAAUGAAAUGGUUAAUCUUAAUGUUCUGACUCUUACAUCACUGUUAAAAUGGGAUAGAAACUGCUACAGCCUCUAAUGUGGGGCCCUUCUCCCAGCCACACAUCCUGAGCUGCUAGAUUCCAACAGCAGCUUAUAGAGAUUUUUCCUUCCCCAGAUAUUUUAAGGAAUGCUCCUUGCCCUGUCAUUUCAGCCUGCUUUGUUUCAUUGGAGCCAAUGCACAGAAAACAUCCAAGCUACUGCUGGCCACACUAACAAGCACCUUCCUACUGUAAGGAGCAUCUCAAACCCUGUUCCAGGAAGGGAUGAUUAAUGUACUGGGAGUGGGGGAUAUUAAGCUGCUAAAAGACAUGUGAUGCAAUGGGUGUGGCACUCUGCCCACCACUCCCUUCCUCCAGUGUGGCUCUGGCACAGCUUGGCACUGCAGUAGACGUUUUUCCCCGGGUGGCUCUGUGCACAGCAGCCACGUUUCCAGUUGCCUGCUUCCAUCUGUUCUUGCUACUGAGUUAGUCAGGAGGGGUAGGGCAGGGCAGGACUGAAUAAAGCAUAAAGUAGAAAUAAAUUGGAUCUUGGCCUCUGAGGGAAUGUAAGAAAAUAACACAUCCCCUACCCACCCUGUAUCUCAGUAAGGCUGGUACUAGUUGCAGCCCAGAUCCUCCCUUGGUAAUGGUGCAGCCUGCAUGCCAGAAAUGUCUCGUCCAUCCUCCCCUGUCAAAUCCUAGUCUGAACAGCAUAUGUCAUUGCCAUCCCGCAAAGUGACCUUCCAGCUCGCCAGUAGCUUUUGCCCCGUGAGUUACUCACACUGCAAAUCAUUUUAAAGAGAUGAACUCAAAUAUUUUUUUAAUUUAACUUUACUCUUAUACCCUCUGAUCUUUGUAAUCCCCUUGGAAAUGAAAUGUCUUUCCCUGCAGCCUUUGUAGUCUGUUUGACAACCAUUAAACCUUGCCUUGUGUUUCUAAUGGAA